This is a messenger RNA of Trichosurus vulpecula (common brushtail), 2035 nucleotides long. It is a transcript of the gene FFAR4, whose product is annotated as free fatty acid receptor 4. Gene Ontology annotation, molecular function: G protein-coupled receptor activity; peptide binding. The transcript has 3 exons. Gene Ontology annotation, cellular component: membrane. NCBI's taxonomy places the organism in Eukaryota, Metazoa, Chordata, Mammalia, Diprotodontia, Phalangeridae. The coding region runs from base 19 to 1122 and encodes 367 amino acids. Gene Ontology annotation, biological process: G protein-coupled receptor signaling pathway. The record is from RefSeq and is a predicted model, not a curated record.
CAGACGGCCCGGGGCGCAAUGCUGCAGCUCCUGGAGAGUCCCGCCGCGUCCUCGCCCGCGCUCUCGCCAAGGAGCCUGAACCUGGCCAACCGGACCUUUUUCAAGUUUUUCUCGGAGUUCAAGGGGGAGCAGCGGGUGGCUCUGAGCGUCGUGGAGACGGUGGUGCUGGCCCUGAUCUUCGCGUUGUCCCUGGUGGGCAAUGUGUGUGCCAUCCUGCUGCUGGCACGCCAGCGGCGCCGGGGUACCACCGCCUGCUUGGUGCUCAACCUCUUCUGCGCCGACCUGCUUUUCAUCAUUGCCAUCCCGUUGGUGCUGGCCGUGCGCUGGACCGAGGAGUGGCGGCUGGGCGACCUCGCCUGCCACCUGCUCUUCUAUGUGAUGAGCCUGAGCGGCUGCGUCACCAUCCUGUCGCUGGCCGCAGUCAGCCUGGAGCGCAUGGUGUGCAUCGUGCGCAUGCAGCACAGCGCGCAGGGUCCCGGGCCCCGCGUCCGCGCCGUGCUGCUGGCUCUCAUCUGGAUCUACGCUGCGGUGUCCUCGCUGCCGUUCGGCUUCUUCUUCACCGUGGUCUUCCAGCCGCUCGACGGCAGCGACAAGGAAGUUCAGAUUUGUACCUUGAUCUGGCCCAGCAUUGAAGGAGAAAUCAUUUGGGAUGUGUUGUUUGCGAUUUUUAACUUUUUGGUACCGGGCCUGGUUAUUGUGAUCAGCUACUCCAAAAUCUUACAGAUCACAAAAGCUUCCAGAAAAAGGUUAAACAUCAACCUGGCCUACUCAGAAGACCACCAGGUCCGGGUCUCCCAACAGGAUUACAAACUCUUCCGGACUCUCCUGGUGCUCAUGGUCUCAUUUUUCAUCAUGUGGAGCCCCAUCAUCAUCACCAUCCUCUUGAUCUUAAUCCAGAACUUCCAGCAGGACCUGGUCAUAUGGCCAGCCCUGUUUUUCUGGAUCAUGGUGUUUACAUUUGCCAACUCGGCAGUCAACCCCAUUUUGUACAGUGCCUCCCACUUUCGGAAGGAGUGGUGGAAAGUCCUUUCCUCCUGCUCGUCGUCACUUCCUGAGAAGACCAGGAUAGCUACAGACACUUCAGUGAGAAAGAAUGACCUAUCUGUGGUCACUGCCUCAUGAGUUCACUGGCUGAGAUUUUCCUGAUGGAGGUGGUUGUGGACUCUUUUCCUCCAUGGGCAUAUUACUCGACUGUAGUUUAUACUGAAGUGUGUUUAGUUUCACUAUUGAGUGUGCAUUAGGCAAGGUUUUUCUCAUGGUGGUGAAUUUCUAGGACUCUCAUUACAGGUGUGUCCUCCUUUAAGAAAGUUUGCUAUAUAGAAUUUGAUUUUUUUUUAACAGAAAUGCUUAAAUGAGGGUAGGUGCUUACUCACUAUAACAAAAUAUUCUUUUCUUUACAAAAGGAUCCAUCACAUUUUUCCUCUUAAUUUGUGAUUUGCCCGGAGCACUAAAAAUAAGACUGUUUGUCGAAAUGUGAUUUAUGUGUAACUAUCUAAUUUAUUCAUAAUUUCUCCAAUUUUAUUAACUCUAUUUAAACUCAACAAGACAUACCUUCCUGGCUGUACCAAGUUUGUAAUGCGCAUCGGUGGUCUUGAAUUCAGAUCUAGUUCAAACAGCUCUUUCCCUGGGUGUCAUAGUCCUCCAUGACAACCAUUCUGCCCCCCUCACCCAGUCCAGUGAUCACCUUAAGACUUUCCAUGAACUUCCUCAAGCAUAAUUAACUUUAAUUUAAUUCAGCACUUGGGGAAAUGGAGGGCAGAGGGUAUGCAGUGAUAGCAUGUGAAAUAAUUAGAUUCAGUUUACUAGAGGCUGCCCCCAGAAAGCCGAGAUCUAGACAUGAGAUGCAUCUGGAUCCUAGAUGUCCAUAGGUAUUUUCAAUUCACUGCCAAUUGAGAAGCCACCAUGAUGUCACCUUGGUCCCACUCCACCCCUUUCCCCAGGAAUUUUCCUAAUUGAUUUUCAGCAUAACAGACUUCUAAUGAAAUAAUACCUGCAGUCAUUGUGAGUAUGAAACGUCAUGACAAAAGGGUUGGAA